Molecule: messenger RNA, 814 nt
Organism: Cetraspora pellucida
Lineage: Eukaryota; Fungi; Glomeromycota; Glomeromycetes; Diversisporales; Gigasporaceae
Source: the annotation of a GenBank genome assembly
GAAUCAGAUGCAGGAAAUGUUUCUCAACCACAUAUAUCGUGUAUAUAUAGAGGUUGGUUAGCAUGCCAAUUAUUUAAAAAGGAUGGUACAAAUAUAGGUCUACUUGAAUUUGCAGUUAGUCAAGCAAAGAAAAUUAAUGACCCAUUACUAAAAAACGCAUUUUUAUAUCUAAUAUGGCAUAAAAUAUGCCAGGAACAAGCAAGUUCAAUAAUGACAUUGAUUGAGAAAGCACGUAAAGCACCCAAAGAUCAGUUAUGCGUUAAAAAUUGUGGGAUCUCGCAUGAAACGAUAGAGUUAUUUCUAUCAUGUGUAAAAAUUUUAUUUGAAUCGUUCGUAUGGGAACCGAAUAAGCCACUAUAUAUUAAUAAUAUUUUAGAAGCUGUUGAACCUAUUCUUGAACUACCGUCAGAUGUUAAUCAAGAUAAGAAUCAAUACUUGAAUGAUGCAUUUGGAACGAUGAUUAAAGAAUUUGUGAUAAUAAAGAAUUCGGCGAAUAAUAAAAUACUUUCCAGGAAUCUGGUGGAUCAGCAUUUAAUAUUAAUUCAAGUUCUAUUACUGAUAUUUAAAAUUGAAGUUCGAAUGGUCAGACCAUCAAAAUUGUUUGACCCAGAUGUAUCGUUUUUCUCUCAUUUAUUUAUGGAAAUAAAUGAUGUAAAAACGAAAGCUUCUAAUCAAAGAAUAAUGGAAGAGCAAAUGUCAUUCAUAAAGAAAUUAAUCGAAAAGUCAUCAAAUUGUUAUUCAGAUAUUUUAUUAUUGGCAGAUAAAUUUGGACUGAAUCAGAAUGAGAUAAAAGAAUUUUGGCAAAAUAAAUAUG